UACACUCCAAGUUUCGCCUUUGAUUAUACCUCAUUUUCGUUCUCUCGCUCUCUCUUACCCUUCAUCGCCUGCUUUGCUUAAUCUAAUCCUAUCAAAAAAGCCUUUUUUUUUUUUCUUGUGCUUCUGUCCGAUCUGGGUCUUUCACACUUGGCUUUUUGGAGGUUCAUACGCUUAGGUUAAAUUUUUUGGUGGCUCAGAAUUUCUUCUUCCUCCGCAAACCCAUUUUUUGUUCCCUGGUUUUUUUUUCUGGAAUAGUAUUCAGGCUGAGGCGAUCUGAUUUUUUCUUCUGGGUAAGAAGAGAACAGCAUGCGGUGGUGGUUGAGUCUCUCUGUUGAUGUGUUUCGCAAAGUCAUCUCGUUGAACCUGUAUUGUAGAGUGAUCCUGUAAUUUUCAAUCAUCUUUUUAAGACCUUUUUCUUUUUAAAAAAGAAAUCUUCUCGGCCUUCUUAUUGUGUCAUUUUCCAUGGGUUCCCAAUUUUUCAUUGUUGUGCCCUGCUACGUCCGGCAAAUUAGCUGAAUAUCUGGUCGUAUCGUUCUCUUUUCCUAGUUGUUUGGUUGAAAAUACAAAUUUGUCGUUUGUCAAAUUUCCUCUUUGAGUCGUUCUUUCUGCUGUUUGACGUUAACCCAGUUGGUAAUUGUUUAUCCUGACCAUUACAAAGGGGAUUACAAAUCCCUUUGUUCACGUAUAUUUGGUUUCUCUUUUUUGGUGGUUCUUUCUGAUCUCUGUUGAAUUGAGGGUGCUCUGGUUUUGCCUAGUAUUAAGUGUGAAAGUAUUUUUCUUCUGGAAGACCGUGUUGUCUGCUCAUAUUGAAGGGUUGGGAAGUAGUUAUGGUGUGCCAAGCAGCUAGCCAAACAAGAUUUCGGGCAUUGAAACACGAAAAUGGGAUUGCUGGGAGUGCCACCAUCAUUGUUAGAGUCAUAGCUUGCUUUCAACCUCUACGGGAUUGCCAGGCCGAAUAUUUCCGUCAUUUACUCAAACCUGUUACGUAGAUAUAUUUUCUGCAUUCGUGUGUUAAGUUAAGCUGGAGUUAGUUAUUUUCCUUGUUGAUCAAAGACAGAGAGUAUUCAGCACAUUCUAGUUGUACAUUCAUCUGGUAAUUGUUUCGGUUGGAUGGGUGAAGAUUGUGGAGCCUGGAAUCCUGAGCUGCACAUUGAUUGGGGAUCACCUGGUCUGAACUCCUUGGGUGCACCACUUGCCUUAGGGCAACACAGUUAUAUGAGCCCAGGUGCAAAUAUGGUAUCAACAAAUGGUAAUUUGCCAGCAAACGCAUCUGUUGAGGUUCCUCAAUUGCAGGCUGGCCAAGCAACUGAACCUCGAGGCUGGUUUUAUUGCUUACCCCACCAUCGACAGGCUGUCACGCCUACUCCAAACUUGAUUCCGAAGGAGAAAUUUUCUGCUUCCCCAAAUGAAGGUUGUAGGGAGAGCACGAAGCCAAAGGUGGAGCCUUGGUGUGCUCAAAAGAGAUUUCUUGUCAUUGAUCAUUCUGGGGAUCAGACAACUUUGAUCUUUAGUUCUGGGAUUGGGACUCCCAUUCAGUGCCUUACAUCUUGGGAUCCCAAUGCACGCGGUGCUUAUAAUUUGAACGGGGAAGAAGAAGGGACCAAGAAAGAUUUGAAAAUUUUCUCAGAACCAGUGUUGACUGAUGAAUUUAAUGAAAAUAAUGAAAUAGGCGUGCAAAGUGAAAUGCAUGAAGACACAGAAGAGCUUAAUGCCUUGCUCUACUCGGAUGAUGAUAGUGAUUCUGCCGAGGAUGAUGAAGUGACUAGUACAGGUCAUUCACCCAGUACAAUGACAGAUUUUGAUAGGCAAAAUUGGUUUUGUGGAAGCACAGAAGAAGUUGCUAGUUCUGCUGGUACCACUAAAAAGCGGAAGUUAUUUGGAGCUUGUGACGAUAAGCUGUUGACAUUGGACACUGCAACCUCUGUGAAACCCAACAUAUCCUCAGAGUUAGAGGAUGAUGCACGAUCUAGCCGUGCCAACAUCAGAAGUCCCGAGUUUAGAGAAUUGGAUUCCUUCUCAAGUGGCAAGAGGAUGAAAAGGGAGAAAAUCCGCGAAACCAUUAGCAUUCUGCAGAAUAUAAUACCUGGCGGCAAAGGCAAGAAUCCAAUUGUGGUACUUGAUGAAGCUAUCCAAUACUUGAAAUCAUUGAAGUCUAAAGCCGAAACCAUCGGAUUGGAUGCAAUUUAAGUUUGGUUAUGUUUAUGUUUAUUAGUAUUUUUAGUAAUAUUUGGAUGUUAUCGGUUGUCUAUUAGUAGGUCCUUUUAACUUAGUACCGAAUAAGUUGGAUACACAUGGACUCGUUGUUGUGGAUAUGGAGAGGACAUGGGUUUCCAGCAGAGAUGGAAAACUGCACCUUAACUGGACCAGAACCUAGAUCCCCAAGCUAGAGAGAUCUUCUUCAAUGAUUGGAUGUGGGAACCAGCUGCUUCGAGGUCGGUAUAUUUCUAUGUUGGCUUCUAGGUUAAAAGAGAAAAACGCCGUGUAUUAUGCACCAAUAAAAAAGUGUAGUUUGAAUCAUUAGUCUUGUAUGUCUUCAGGGUUAGAGAAAGUAACACCCACACCUAGGUGGGCGUGGAGGUUGUGUAGCUCUGUGGUUAAGAAAAAACACUGUUAGUUUAUUCUAGAUGUGGGGGGUCCCCCCAUCAAGGUAAGGAAUGAAGAAUGCACGCCCCCUUUGGCUGUUCUGGGACC
Messenger RNA from Ziziphus jujuba (common jujube), 2691 nucleotides. Its product is annotated as transcription factor bHLH143. The transcript has 4 exons. Gene Ontology annotation, molecular function: protein dimerization activity. Bases 1111 to 2187 code for a protein of 358 amino acids. The record is from RefSeq and is a predicted model, not a curated record. NCBI's taxonomy places the organism in Eukaryota, Viridiplantae, Streptophyta, Magnoliopsida, Rosales, Rhamnaceae.